Messenger RNA from Oryza brachyantha (malo sina), 1499 nucleotides. Its product is annotated as protein MET1, chloroplastic. The record is from RefSeq and is a predicted model, not a curated record. NCBI's taxonomy places the organism in Eukaryota, Viridiplantae, Streptophyta, Magnoliopsida, Poales, Poaceae. Gene Ontology annotation, molecular function: protein binding. Bases 167 to 1192 code for a protein of 341 amino acids. The transcript has 7 exons.
GAGCCACACAAGCGUCUCCUCCUCCGCGCGCGCCUCCGCCUCAUCUCCUCCACCGCGCGCUCGCCUCGCCUCGCCAGCGCCAGCGCCACCAUUCCCGAGACGCAGGACAGCGCGAGCACCCGCAGCAGCAGGAGCACCCUACCUUCAGCUUGAUAGCCCAGCUGCCAUGGCGCUCGCCCACCAGCUGGUCGCCAACCGGCCGCUGCUCCCCUCCCAGGCGCCGCGCGUCGGCGCGAGGGCCAGCGCGCGGCCGCCGCUCCUUGGCCGGGACUGGGCGCUGCUGCGGUGGCAAGGCACGCGCGCCGCCGCGGAGAGGAGGACGCUCGCCGUCGCCCGGGCGUCGGCGUCGUCGUCGUCGUCCUCCUCCUCCUCGCAGACGGAGGCCAAGUCGGAGGGCGGCGAGGCGGCGACGGCGGCGGCGGAGGGGGAGGAGCAGCCGUACGAGGAGUACGAGGUCGAGAUCCUGAAGCCGUACGGGCUCAAGUUCGCCAAGGGCCGCGACGGGGGCACCUACGUCGAGGCCAUCCUCCCCGGCGCCUUCGCCGACCAGACCGGCAAGUUCACCGUCGGCGACAAGGUCCUCGCCACCAGCGCUGUAUUCGGGGAGGAAAUCUGGCCGGCGGCGGGGUACGGCCAGACCAUGUAUUGCAUCCGUCAGAGGGUUGGCCCCCUCUACAUGAAGAUGGAGAAGAGAUAUGGGAAAUGGGAUGGUGCUGCUGAGCUCAGUGAGAAGGAGAUCAUCAGGGCUGAGAGGAACUCUGGGGUGAUCAGCAACAGGGUGAGAGAGAUCCAGCUGCAAAAUUACCAGAGGAAGAUGGAGCAGAAGAUGCAGAGGGAAGAGGAUCUUCGCAUGGGGCUGAGGCUGUACAAGGAUGGAAAAUAUGAGGAAGCAUUGGAGAAGUUCGAGUCAGUUUUGGGAUCAAAACCUGAGAGCAAUGAGUCUUCCAUAGCCAGCUACAAUGUUGCCUGCUGUUACUCGAAGCUCGACCGGAUACAAGCUGGCCUAUCUGCGCUGGAAGAUGCUCUGAAAGCAGGCUAUGAAGACUUCAAGAGGAUUCGCGCCGACCCAGAUCUAGAGAACUUGAGGAAAACUGAGGAAUUCAACACCCUGAUGAACAAGUACGAUGAAUCAUUCAUCAAUGAGAAUGCUAUCAAUGCCAUCAAAUCCUUAUUUGGGUUCAACAAGAAAUGAGCAGCUGAACUGGCCAUGGUGGUAGGAGACACUGCAUAAUUUUCUCCAGUUGCAAUUGCACACUUCUGGAGCCUGCUACUGCUAGGCUAUAGCACUUGGCAAACACAGUUCAGAUUUUUCUUUUUCUCCCUGCCGCUAUUAGCUCACACCAGUAGUUUAGCUAUUCUUAGUGAGAUCCUACAGGAAAGGUUUCAGUCUUCCCUCUUGCUGUAAACCAUUCGAUGGAGAUAACACUUUGUAAAUUCAAGUAACCAAAUGUAAAGGAAAUAUAUUAUGAUUAUGCUCCUAAGUUUAUCUCAAAUAUGUU